UAUCUCAGCAACUUCAACAUGUAUAGAUACAUCUCUGAACUUGGAUUUAGAACACCAGCCAUAAUAAAUUCUCUGAAAAUCUUCAUUAGAGAUUUUAAAGAUGUACCAUCUGUUUCAGUAACAAAAUUAAAUUCUGAACAAAUAUACUCUGCUCUUGAGAUUCAUUCUCUACCCUGGUAAACAUCUAGUGAUUCAACAAAACUUACUAAAGAAUUCAAAUUCAAUUCAUUCAAAGAAACUUUUGCAUUCAUGGGAUCAAUUUCUACAAUCGCCGAUGAAAUGCAUCGUAAGAUAUUAGAAUCUAUCAUUAUUAGAUUAUCCUAAAUGGACAUAAAAAGAAAACGUAGCUAAUGUAGAGAUAACAACACCUGAAUGCUCUGGUGUCUCUGUUAAAGAUAUUCUUAUGGCCUACACUAUGGAAUAAUUGGCAAAUGAAGUCUCUACUACUAAAAUUACAUCUGUUUGUGAUGGACCCAAAGUUAUUGAUUCGUAAAUACUACAAAAUUGGAACUCAAAUUUCUCUAAAACUGAGGAAAUGCUCCAAAGUUUUUAGAAAACUACAGCUCAACUUUGAUUUUAUAUCAAUAUAUUAUAAUUUCUUCACAUAAUUUAC
Molecule: messenger RNA, 613 nt
Organism: Paramecium sonneborni
Lineage: Eukaryota; Ciliophora; Oligohymenophorea; Peniculida; Parameciidae
Source: the annotation of a GenBank genome assembly